This is a messenger RNA of Toxorhynchites rutilus septentrionalis, 1298 nucleotides long. Its product is annotated as WW domain-binding protein 4. NCBI's taxonomy places the organism in Eukaryota, Metazoa, Arthropoda, Insecta, Diptera, Culicidae. Gene Ontology annotation, cellular component: nucleus; precatalytic spliceosome. The record is from RefSeq and is a predicted model, not a curated record. Gene Ontology annotation, molecular function: RNA binding; zinc ion binding; protein binding. The coding region runs from base 183 to 1277 and encodes 364 amino acids. Gene Ontology annotation, biological process: mRNA splicing, via spliceosome. The transcript is spliced from 4 exons.
UAAACAACAAAGGGAAACGUAAAUUAUUCGUUGUGUAUGGAGAACAAUUUUGAUCUACAAUAAUAAUCUAAUUUUAUUUAAUCAUCCCAUCGAUAGAUUAAAUUUUACGACAGUUUUGAUUGACUAAGUGAAUCGAGUAAUAAAUUGUGUGUUUUUCACGGAUUCUGCAAGCUCAAAUAAAAAUGACUGACUUCUGGAAGUCAAACGAUCGCAAAUAUUGCGAUUUUUGCCAAUGUUGGAUAGCUGACAAUAAACCAAGCAUUCAGUUCCACGAAAGCGGCCGCCGUCAUAAGCUCAAUGUCCAGAAGCGGCUUUCUGAUAUCAGCCGGAGUAGCCACAAGGCACAGAAGGAACAAAGCAAAAUUGAUGCCGAUUUGCGUAAAAUGAAUGACGCAGCUAUGAAGGCUUACAUGCAAGAUAUUUCCGCGGGGGCAGAUAUAAGUUCUCGGGCAUUGGCGGAGCAGCAGAAAGCAGAAGCCGCUGCAGCGGCAGCUGCUGUUCUGGAGACGGGCGAUGCUGUGGCCGGACCGAGCGUGGGAGCACGCGUUCCAAAUAAGAAGGUUGGUCGGGAGGCUGAUCCGUUCUAUAUUCCUGGGGAUUUUAGUGAUGAUGAAAUGUUCCCACCGAGCAAAAAGACCGCGGCGGCAAUAGCCGAAGCCGCUAAGCAGAAACGCUUGGAGGAGAUCAGUAAGAUGGGCCAUGGGUCUAUGUGGGUGGAGGCGGUAUCAGACGAAGGGUACACAUAUUAUUGGAAUAUUAAAACCAAUAAAUCGGUUUGGGAACCUCCUAAGGAAGGUUUUAUGAAGAAGGAAGAGUACAAGAAAAUCAAUGAUAUUGUAGUACAGAAGCAGGAAGAAGUGUUGAAGCAGGAGGUGAAGUACGAGGUGGAAAACGCUGAAGAGAUUGCGGCUAAGCUUAAAAGAGAGCAAAUGCGGAAACUUUAUGAAAAUAAUAGGAAGGUGAAGGAAGAAAUUGAAACGAUGGCAGAUUCGAAGAAACAACGAUUGGAAGAGGAAGCUAUCUUGGAUGCAGCUGCUGGACCCUACGGAAGAUGGCAAGAAGUGGAACACAGGGAAGUGAAACCUGUCGAUUUGGAGCUACCAGUUGUACCCGAGCCUCUGUAUGUGCCGAGCGUGGCUCCGGAGGUACCAGUACGGAAGUUCAAAGAAAAAAUAGUGGAGUAUAUACCUGCGGAUGCAAAGAGUUCACUAAAUGAUACUUUCUUUAAAAAGCGGAAAGUCACGCGGAAUGCACGACAAAGAUUAGACGACGAUUGAAUAAAUAACUGAAAACGAGAA